AUGAAUGCUGAUAGUGAUAGUAGUAGCGAUUACAUUUUGUGGUUGUUGUUCCACCUUUCACCACAUAGUGUUGCCGAUACGAUAUAUAUUGCAUUAAUGAUGACAUCAAACCCUCCACCAACCAUUGAUUUUAAUCCAAAACAAUUAACUUUUAAAUAUAAUUGCUCAAAUAAAAAUAUACCAUUGACAAUAAGUAAUAAUGGAUCAGAUUUAAUAGAAUUGAUUAUUCAACCAGAAGAUGAGGAUCUAAUCACUGUACCAGAUUUUAGAUCGAUUUCACCAACUAAAUCUAUACAUUCAAAUAGUUUGAAUUCAGCAGUUCCAUCUUUAUCACCAUCCAACAACACCACUUCAACCAUUUUUGCAGAAAAACAAUCAGCCUAUCCAGCCACAGCAACUAGGAUCCCUCUCAAUCCACAAGAACAUCGUUGUAUUUAUCUUAGACUCAACCAACAACAACAACAACAAGAUGGCAAACCAACAGAAUCAACCAUCCAAGUAAUUUAUAAAACCAAAGCUGCUGGUCAAGGUGGAAGUAGGUUCUCAAAAGAAGAAGAAGGUGUAAUCUCAAUUCCAGUUAAAACUAUUUAA
This is a messenger RNA of Cavenderia fasciculata, 591 nucleotides long. RefSeq lists its product as uncharacterized. The record is from RefSeq and is a predicted model, not a curated record. The transcript is spliced from 3 exons. Lineage: Eukaryota; Evosea; Eumycetozoa; Acytosteliales; Cavenderiaceae. Bases 1 to 591 code for a protein of 196 amino acids.